CUACGUGUGUAUAUAUAUAUCGUUUCAAACAAACUAUUGUUCAAAUACCUAUCCGAAAUUAUAACAUUUUAUUAUGACAAUCUGUCCGUUGUUUGCUCAGAAACUUGACUACUGCUCUGGCAACAGACACGGAUCAUUAGGAGGGAUUUGCUAUACACGCUAUGAAAUUUUACUAUGAUUGUACUUUUCCAACGGUGUUGAUAACGAUGGUGCAGUUGACCACACUGGUUGUCGCUAAGCCAGCUUCAGUGCCCACUUCCGUUGAUUCUGACCAGCAAAUUCAUUUACAGCGACUUGAACUUUUUAAGCAAAAAAUUCUCGAUGGUUUGCAGUAUAAAAGUGCGCCUAGAGUGACUGCAUUUAAUGAAACAAUAGCAGAGAAAAGGAAGUUAAUACAAAUGUAUAGGAAUUAUAUGCGAAAAAAGGACAGGAAAUAUCACGAGGAGUCUGAGCCUAUUCCUGGCACCACUAAAAUGUACCGUUAUUCAAUUAAGCCAGAAAACAAAAAAGCUGAAAAGAGAAGAGUGAGAAUCUUCAUUCAACCGGACGUCACCCAUUCUGACGACCACAUGACAGAAAUAGCUGUAUCUAGUGCAAAACUGAAACUUUUUAAGCAUUCUUCAUUGACUUCCAUACCUACAACUGAAGUUGAACUAAAUAUUUUCAGCAAUAAUCAAGUUUUGGAAACAUUACUGGAAUCUAGAACUAUUGACGUGAGUAGAGACGGCUGGGAAAUUUUCGACAUUACAAAGAUUGUUCAAGACUGGAUAGAUGAUCCAGAAUUAAACAACGGAGUAGAAAUUUAUGCAGAUGGCCUCGACACUGGUCAAUUAGUUUUCCCUUCUCUAGACUUUACAGAAAAGAAGAGCUCAAAAUUCAAUACAUUUACAAAAGACAAUAUUGUUGUUCCAAUUCUAGAAAUAAAAACGCACGAACGUUCAAUAUUAAAACGGGUCAAACGGCGAAAUAAUUUAGAAAGAAGAGACUGCGUCAAAGGAGACGGAGAAAGUAGGUGCUGUCGCUUCACGACGACCAUAGCUUUCAGUGACUUGCACUGGGACGAUUGGAUAAUCGCACCACCCGAAUAUGAAGCCCACUACUGUGAUGGGAGUUGUCCGGAUCGCUUCAAAAUGGCAAACACAUUCGCAGGAAUACAGGCAAGACUGCAUACUUUAUAUCCAAACAAAUUCCCUAAGCCAUGUUGCGUUCCAUCAAAGCUCAGUCCACUCACAAUUCUUCAUAAGGACAGUGAUGGGAAAUAUCAGUUCACGGAUUACCCGGACAUGAUUGUAGAGGACUGCAAGUGUGCGUGACACGAACUUGACGCUUAUUUAUCAAUUUAUCCUUUUGUGUUCAAAAAGUAAGCGAAAAAAACGCACCUCAUUUUUCACAGAUGUGCAUCAGAAUUGCUGCUCAACUGAAUUGUUUGAACUAUGAAUAAAAACGCCAGUUACUGCAAGCUCGCUCGUACAAAGAGCACUGAAUUUAGCCAUUUGAGAAUUACAAACUUAGAAUUGCAAAGACAAAAAUCUACUCAAUGCUUUUUUUUUAUUUUGUUAAUCUGCUCGUUUUUUUAAGUUCCUAUUGGUUACAUGUAUGUAGUCUCGUGACAAUGCAAGCACACCCAGAAGCAACGAUCCUUCUUUGUUGGAAGGUUUUUUUUUUUAACAAGCCGCUUGUCAGCGGUUCUUCGUUUACUUCUUUUGCAAAUGUAGUUCUUAUUGUGUUCAAAAGUUUUACGAUCUGUCCACUUUGCUGCGCCUUUGGAGCAGUACCACUUUGCAUAAAGUGGACAAUCUUCGGAGAAUGUGAAAAGAAUCUCAUACACACCGUAUCUGUGAUGAAGAUGUGCUUGUAUUUAUAUGUGUAAAUGCUAAAUGAAUGCUAAUUGUACGUUCAGUUGUUAACUUAUUAAAAUCGUUAUUGUUA
Saccostrea cuccullata (small rock oyster) is the source of this 1929-nucleotide messenger RNA. RefSeq names its product bone morphogenetic protein 2-A-like. Bases 162 to 1313 code for a protein of 383 amino acids. Gene Ontology annotation, cellular component: extracellular region. The record is from RefSeq and is a predicted model, not a curated record. The transcript is spliced from 2 exons. Lineage: Eukaryota; Metazoa; Mollusca; Bivalvia; Ostreida; Ostreidae. Gene Ontology annotation, molecular function: cytokine activity; growth factor activity.